Molecule: messenger RNA, 1596 nt
Organism: Carya illinoinensis
Lineage: Eukaryota; Viridiplantae; Streptophyta; Magnoliopsida; Fagales; Juglandaceae
Product: probable WRKY transcription factor 40
Exons: 5
Coding region: 365-1303 (312 amino acids)
Biological process (GO): regulation of DNA-templated transcription
Molecular function (GO): sequence-specific DNA binding; DNA-binding transcription factor activity
Source: RefSeq, a predicted model, not a curated record
CUAUAAAUAUAUGUCUGUAUAUUGAACUUAAAGCUCAUGCCAGCUCUUCUUCUUCCCUAUCUUUACUGGAUCUCUUUCCAGUUUCCACCAACCUUCCUUUCCUUUGCAGCUUGGUUGAUCCAAGUCCUAUAUAUAUGUUCCUAAUUCCUCUGGUUAACUUGGCCAAUUUAACAAGUUCUAUCUGCACAGCUUGAAAAUUGAAACAUCGAUUGCAGCUUUUUGAUUGGUCAAACGGAGACUGAUAGCUAGCUUCUGGUUGUGGAAACUCUGGUUUUGGGUUUCGCUGGAAGAAGGUUGAAGCUCGAUCUAGAAGAAGAAGAUUAUACACAGGACGUACGUGCGUGUUCGAGUUAAUUUGACGGCUAUGGAUUAUUCUUCAUGGCCAAGUACACGUUUGGAUCUUAAUUCUAAUCCUACAGGACAAGUUCUUGACGAGGCCUCGAACAAAGAGGUGGAAAGCAGUUUUAUAGACUUUGAAAGGAAGCUUUCAGUAAAACAUGAAGAGACUGGUGCUUUAAUGGAGGAAAUGAACCGUGUGAGCGAGGAAAACAAGAAGCUAACCGAAAUGUUGACGGUGAUGUGCGAGAACUACAAUGCUUUGCGAAGCCAAUUGACGGAUUAUAUGAGCAAGAACGUCCUCGAAAAGGAGGCCAGCCCAACAAGGAAAAGAAAGUCUGAAAGCAGCAAUAAUGUCACCGGAAUUCAAGGAAAUUCCGAGAGUAGCUCAACUGACGAGGAAUCGUGCAAGAAACCCAGAGAGGAAGUCAUCAAGGCAAAAAUCUCAAGGAUUUAUGUCAGGACUGAAGCAUCCGAUACAAGCCUUACCGUAAAGGACGGAUAUCAUUGGAGGAAAUAUGGACAGAAGGUCACCAGAGACAAUCCCUGUCCCAGAGCUUACUUUAAAUGUUCAUUUGCUCCAAGCUGCCCUGUUAAGAAGAAGGUACAAAGAAGCGUGGAAGACCAAUCUGUCUUGGUUGCAACAUAUGAAGGCGAGCACAACCAUCCCCAUUCUUCUCAACUUGAGGCAACAUCAGGCUCGCCUCACUGCGUGACCCUUGGUUCGCACCCCGGCUCAGCCUCUCUCAGCUUGUCUGGACCAACCGUGGCUCUUGGCUUGGCAAAAGCCAAGUCCAGUAGUAUUGAUACAAAGCAAUCAAAACCCAGAAUUGAUUCGCCGGAAGUCAGACAAUUCUUGGUGGAACAGAUGGCAUCUUCCUUGACCAAAGAUCCCAAUUUUACAGCAGCACUUGCCGCGGCAAUUUCAGGAAGAAUUUUACCCCAGAAUCCAACGGAAAAAUGGUGAAUUCCAACAUAGAAAAUGAAUACCAAGUGUUUUAUUCUUCGUGAACCUAUUUUGAGGUUUAGGAUGCUUGUGUAAAUAUAACGUUGGAUAGGAAGAAAAAAGAGUUUGGAACCUAUGCUAUCGAACUUCCUCAACUGGGAGGAAUAUUGUAUCUUGCAAACUGCACUGUUAUCUGGGAAAGGUUAAACGCUAAGCAAGCCUUUAAUUGAGCCAGAGGAACAGGUUUUUGUAGUUUCCUGUUUGAGCAUUAAAAUCUUUAGAGCAAAUGGAAACUCCUGGUCACAGUUCUGAAA